Molecule: messenger RNA, 2019 nt
Organism: Homalodisca vitripennis (glassy-winged sharpshooter)
Lineage: Eukaryota; Metazoa; Arthropoda; Insecta; Hemiptera; Cicadellidae
Exons: 3
Coding region: 1-2019 (672 amino acids)
Source: RefSeq, a predicted model, not a curated record
AUGACUGAAUCUGUGCUGGUGGGCGACUUUAACCUUCCUGGUGUGGAUUGGUCAAUUCCUGCUUGUGCCACUGAAUCGUCCUCCGUGCGUUUGCUAAAGGAACUUGCAUCACUGCUUCGUGGUAACCAGUGUAAUGGUGUGAAGAACAACCGCUUGGUACUACUGGACUUGGUUUUCUCUUCCAUUCCGGAUACUGUUGUUCAUGAGGAUUGUCACCCUCUGGUGAAUAUUGAUCCUCAGCAUCCGGCCCUGAAUGUGAGGGUACCCGUACCUCAGUUAAAUUACUCCUCUGCGUCAUUGGUGCCCGAUUUCAGAAGAUGUGAUAUGGCAAGCAUAUUUCUCGAUCUUCAGUCGUUGGGAUUUUGUGAGAUGGAUUAUCUAAAGAGUACGGACGAGCUUUUCAGUGCAUUUGGCGAGAGUGUUAGGGACACAAUCUUGGCCCACACUCCUAUGAAGAAAAUUGGUACCUCCAAAAACUACAUCGCCGUUACUGAAGAUAGGCUCAAAAACAAUCCUAAGGUUUUCUGGGGUUUUAUUGGAAAUGUCAACAACUCACCUGCUGCACCCUCGAUCAUGAGGUUUGCAGAUCUAACAACUACUGAACCAGCAUUAAUGAGCUCAUACUUUGCUCAGUUCUUUUCUUCAUCGUUUUCCAGAUCCAACUCCAAUCAGAGCAACUUGGUCUUGCCUGUCUCGGUAGACUCGGAGGACUUAAUGGCUGACUGUGAUGUCACUUUUGAGGAGGUCGAGAAGGCUCUUGUCAAUCUUGAUGUUUAUAAAGGUUGUGGACCGGGCAUGAUUCCCCCGAGGGUAUUGAGAUAUUGCAGUCCAGUUCUAACCGGUCCAAUCCAUAAACUUUUCGGCAAAUCACUACAGAGUGGCGUCUUCCCUGAGGCUCUCAAGCAAAGUUACAUUGUGCCAAUUCACAAGGGGGGUGCUAUCGAUAAUGUUUCAGCAUGGUUUUUUUAUGGCAGAUCGACCGUCACCAAUCUAGUCGUUCUACAAGAUUACAUAGUGGAAGCGUUCAAAAAGACUGAGCAGGUGGACGCUUUAUACUUGGACUUUUCUAAAGCGUUCGAUAAGGUUAGUCAUCCUCUCCUUAUUAGGAAGCUCGAGGCUAGUGGAAUCACUGGUACUCUUUUGAAAUGGUUUGCUAGCUAUUUGUCUGAUUGCCAAUUGUCAGUGAGGUUUGCUUCGUCAGUCUCUGAACCCUUCGCGGCAGUGUCUGGCGUGCCCCAAGGAUCACAUUUGGGUCCGAAACUAUGCAAUAUAUUUAUCAGCGACAUUGUCUACAAUCUGGAAGCUAAUACUUUGCUCUUUGCCGAUGACAUUAAGAUCUUUAAGGCGAUUCAACAUCCUGAUGAUUGUAAGGUUCUUCAAGAUGACUUGACUGCGAUUGAGGGAUGGUGGGUGCAGAACGAUAUGGCGCUGAACAGCAAAAAGUGCUUAGCAUUUACAUUUCACAGGAUCAAAUCACCAAUUCAUUUCAAUGACAGUGUUGAUGGUGAUGUCAUGCGACGGCCUCCCUCGGUUUGUGAUCUGGGUGUGGUAUGGACACCUGCCUUGAAUGCCGACGCUCAUAUUGCAAAGAAGUGCCUACAAGCCACACGAGCCCUUGGUUUUUUGAUGCGAUCUGCUAAGCCAUUUAGUGAUCCUGGUACACUAAGAACGUUAUACUGUUCAAUGGUAAGGCCGAUUGUCGAAUAUGCCUCUGUAGUGUGGUCCCCGCACCAGUCAAUCUUGAUAAACGACCUUGAAAGGAUUCAAACCAAGUUUCUACGUUAUCUGGGCGUCCGAACCGGUUUCCUGUACAGAGAGGUACCUGUGGACCAUCUGGCUGAAGCGCUGUGUCUUCCACAAUUGGCAGCCAGAAGGAAAGUCCAAGACUUAAUGUUUUUGUAUAAAAUCAUCAAUAGCCUGAUUGAUUGCCCCGAGUUGCUGGAACGUAUUUUGGGAAAAUAUUUAAUUGGUGGUGCCUUUAAAGGGCCACAGUAUCAUAUGUUGUCAGUGGUCCUGUGA